AUGGCCAGCCCCGCGCCCUUGGUGGCCUGCAGCCCCCAGCUGGUGGCCCUGCAGACGCUGCAGCUGCUGCGGCCAGAGUGGGGCUGGGGGGGGGGACCCAACCCCGGGCUCCCGUUCAAUCCAGACCUCGUGUCGGUGGCCCUGGCGUGUCGUGCAGGCCCCAGGCAGGCCGGGGAUAGUGUUGAGUUUAGGAACAUCUGCAGUCGCUUGGCUCUACAAAUUCAAGGGCAAUAGUUUGACAGAGACCUGAAUGCUGCCCACCAGUGUUUGAAGACAAUAGUCAUGAUUCAGUCACUUGCUAAUCUCCCUUCAGACGCCCAUGUGGUGGCCUGUGCUUCUUUGAGACAGAGCUUAUAGGAUCUCCCAGACGUAUGA
Nyctereutes procyonoides (raccoon dog) is the source of this 375-nucleotide messenger RNA. It is a transcript of the gene DLEU7, whose product is annotated as deleted in lymphocytic leukemia 7. NCBI's taxonomy places the organism in Eukaryota, Metazoa, Chordata, Mammalia, Carnivora, Canidae. The record is from RefSeq and is a predicted model, not a curated record.